AUGUCACCCCCUCCUCCACGCCCUCCUGCAGGCUUCCUGCCGGCGUUUGAGCGCAUAGGGCGGGUGUGCCACGUGUACCUCACGCCAUCUGACGUCUUCCUCCUGCACAACGUGCUCUCCGCUGAUGGCGUGCAGGCCAUCGCGCAGUUCCCCACUGUAAGGCGUGCAGGCCAUCGCGCAGUUCCCCACUGCUCCUUUCCUCCUCCUGUCGUCCAUCUGCGCCCCCUCUCUCUCUCUCUUCCUCCCCCCCUUCCCCCCGAGCUAUUCUCAGAGCACCUCAUCAGCAGUGGCUGUGUGGAUCACAUCCCCUUCUCUCUCAACCUCUCGCUGCUCGCCCUCGCCCUCCCACUUUCCUCUUUCCCUUCCUUGCAUUCCCUUUUCUCCUCCUCACACACAUUCCCUCCUCCUCCUCCUCUCCCGUCCUGUCCCAUCCAAGGCGAGCUGUUUUGGAAGCAUGCCGAGUUAUUCUCGGAGCAUCUCAUCAGCAGCGCCAGUGCCGACCGCAUCGCCUUCUCUCUCGAUCUCUCGCUGCUCGCCCGCGCCCUGCGCUCUUCCCUCGCCACCGCUGCCACGCGCCACCAGCUGAAGCUCGUCAAGAAGAGCACCAACCCCACUGCGCCCGCGCUGCCCUUCCUGUCUCUUGAAGCCAAGGGCGAGCGCUCCAGCAUCGUGCAGGACAUCCCCAUCUCGACGCCGCUGCCCCGCUCGCAGCUCAACGAGCUGCAGGCUGGCAUCGACCUCGUGCACUCGCUGCCAGAGACCCUAGUGCAGCUGCCGGACCUGCCGUCCCUGCGCCACUUAGUGGAGCGCCUGCAGAGUGUGGGGGACGUGGCUGACGUGGCAACAAUGAGGAGCGGUGCUCUAGCCAUGCGCACCCACACGCCCUCCAUCACCGUCGCUGCACAGUUCAAGAAUCUCAAAGUCUUUGGGGCUAAUUCAGUCCACACCUCGCCCUCAGUGAGUGUGAAGCACUCCCUUGCGCGGUGCCAUCUCACCCCCUGCCAUCCCGGCCACAUCCCCCUCUCCCCCAUCUCACCCCUCCCCCAUCCCCCUCACGCAUCUACCCCCGAACAGUCAGUGAGUGUGAAGCACCUCGCCCGCAGCCUGCAGUGCUACCUCACCCGCCCCGAUGCCUCCUACUGCGGGGUGGCACCCAACGAGGCGUGUCUGCUCAUGAUCUUCCCAUCUGAUACUUUGACCCGCUGUUGCAUGCUCCUGUCACCACCAUGCAAUCAGGCUGAAUGCCACCACCCUCUCACCCACCUCCCGCUCCCUCCGUGCAUGUCAGCAGGCGUGGCACCCAACGAGGCGUGUCUGCUCAUGAUCUUCCAAUACGCCGCCUCCCCAAUCAGCCUGCAGUACCGCCUGCCCCUCCUCGACCCGGGGUAG
Closterium sp. Naga37s-1 is the source of this 1389-nucleotide messenger RNA. Lineage: Eukaryota; Viridiplantae; Streptophyta; Zygnematophyceae; Desmidiales; Closteriaceae. The record is from the annotation of a GenBank genome assembly.